AUGGGGGCAGCUGCCGUGACGAGCCUGGCCGCACCGGCCAUUGCGCAGAACAGGAAGAUCGUGGUGGGCGCGCUGCGCUUCACUUCCCAUUCCGGCAGUUUCAUUGCACUUGAACGCGGAUACUUCAAUGAUGCGGGUCUUGAUGUCGAGUUGAAGUUCUUUCAGGCGGCGCAGCCGAUGGCCGUGGCGAUCGCGUCCGGUGAUGUCGACUAUGCGGUAACUGCUGUAUCCGGCGGCCUGGUUUCGCUCGCCGACAAGGGCGCAAUCAAGGUGAUCGGCGGUGCGCUCAGCGAAGAAAAGGGCAUUGAUGGCCAGAAAAUCCUGGCGUCAGAUGCAGCAUUCAAGUCUGGCCUCACGUCACCUUCGCAGCUCGGUGGCAAAACGUUCGGCAUGUCCACGGCUGGAUCGUCCUUCCACUACAUGGGCUCGAAAGUCGCCGAGGCCGAGGGCGUCGAGAUGUCCUUCAAGCCGCUGCAAAAGGUUGGCGCAAUCAUCGGGGCACUCAAAUCCGGGCAGAUUGAUGCCUGGUCGAUCGUGCCGCAUAUUGCCAAGCCGCUGGCCGGAUCAGGUGCCGUUCACAUUAUCGGAAAUAUCUCGGACUACCUUCCCGGCUACCAGGUGACGACGGUCUUCACCUCGGCAAAGAAUGCCGCCGACGAGCGCGACCAGACCAAAGACUUCCUGACCGGGUUCGGCAAGGGUGUCAGCGACUACAACUCGACCAUGAUCGACAAGGCCGGUGGCGAUGCCGGCGUGAACGAGAUGGUCGAUCUGAUCCACAAAUACGUCUACACCGACCGUCCGCGCGAAAAGGCUGCGCCGUCCAUCAUCAACGGCACGAUGCGGAUAAACGAAGGUUCCAAGCUGAACAUUGCGUCCCUGCGCGACCAGCUGGAGUGGUUCCAGGCCGAAGACCUGGUCGGCAAGGACAUCACGCUCGACACACUGGUCGACGGAAGCUACGUCGAAACAUACGAAGGCUGA
Effrenium voratum is the source of this 984-nucleotide messenger RNA. The record is from the annotation of a GenBank genome assembly. NCBI's taxonomy places the organism in Eukaryota, Dinophyceae, Suessiales, Symbiodiniaceae.